UACAUUGAAACUGUAAUUAGUUGAAAUGGUUGGCGUCAGUGAAGAAAUUGUGAGAAAUAAGGUCGUUUGUGUUUCCCGUAACAAAAGGGAAUGUUUGAUCUAUUGAUCAAACAAUGCGUAUUCCGGUCACUAUUAAUCCAAAUACUUUAAAAACUUAUAAUUGUUACAAUGAAAGCAACAUCGCGAAAAAUACUUUGCGGAGUGAUAAUCUGUCAAACUGGGAUCGAACCCUACCUAAGAGUUUGCAAGAACUUUGCCUGGAAGCCAUCGCAAAAAAUUGGGAAGAAAAACCAAUUUUGGAAGAAAUAGUUGUAACAAUCGAUCGCUGCCUUCUGCUAAACAUUUUACCAACCGAUCUCCCCCUGACACUAACAGUGCCAAAGAUCGAUGGUGAUGUUUACUGGAAACGAUGUUAUUUGCAAAAGUGGCCAAAAUCAAUUCCUGAAAAUGUUUCACUAGACGUCCAAAUAAACGAAAUUGUAAAAGUGAGCAACAGCAGAAAAAGUAGCGAAGAGAGUGAAAGAUCGCGAAAAUCAAGCACAACUGAGCAUUUUAAGAGAACUUGGAAAGAAUGUUUUCUUGAAACACAUAUUUGUGAAUAUUUAGAGAAACUCAAACCUGAAGAUUAUGAUGCUGAAAAAAUCAAAGAAUUGGCCGACUUGUGUACUGAUUACGUUAAAAUUUUAAACAUACGGGAAUUGCAAUGUUCAGAAAAUUCCCCGAACCGGAUUCCUCUAAAUGCAAUAACAUCAGGGUUGGAAAAUCUAACUGAACUGUCAAUUUGCUUUAAACAGACCUAUGUUGGAGAAAAAUUCACCUGGGACACAGUUAGAGUUUCGUCAAAAGACAUCAGAUUGUUAGCGAAAGGACUGGAAAAGUGUAAAUUAAGAUGUUUCAGAUUAAAAAAUUCUGAUAUUGAUGACGAAAAAGCCGUAAUAAUUUUAAAAUCUCUUUUAAAACAUGAAUUAGAAACACUGGAUUUUUCACACUGCCGAAUCCGAGACUACGGUGCAGUGGCUAUAAGUAAAUUUUGUUUAGAAAAUUCUGUUAGUAAUUUAAUUUUAACAAACAAUCGUAUUGGAGCCAAAGGAAUUGAAUCCUUAUCUUACGUGAUUUGUAGCUCUGCUUGCAAUUUAAAAAGUCUUAAUUUAAAAUUAAAUCCAAUUAGUCAGAGAGGCGUCGCAAUUUUAAUGAAACCUUUGACGAUAAGUGCACGGAAAAUAAAAACAUUGCAUUUAAACGCAUGUGGAGUGGGCCAUAUUUCGACUUUAGGCGAAAUGAUUGAACACAAUUCGCAUUUGGAGCAUUUGGAUUUGAGUAAUAACUCUUUAGGAGAGGAAAUGGGUAAAGUUAUUCUGAAAGGCUUGAGAUACAAUACGACUUUAAAAAACUUAGAUGUAAGAAUGUGCAAGUUAAAUUCAGCGGACGAAUUUGAGAUUCUUCAAAGAAUUAAUAAAAACAGAAUUGCGAUGAAGCGACCAAGAACCGCCAGGAAUCCUAUUAUUAUCGAACCGCAAUAUAAAUUUGAAAUAUCUGAUGAAUUGUUAUCUGAGAUAGAAAAUGUAUUUCAGAGUGAUGAAACGGACGAGGCAUCAACUGAGCUUACAGACUAAUAAAUUAAAAUCACUUUUUGUAAUUUAUUGGCAAAAAAAUUAUAAAUAAAAUAUUUCAUACGU
Messenger RNA from Tribolium madens (black flour beetle), 1676 nucleotides. Its product is annotated as dynein regulatory complex subunit 5-like. The transcript is spliced from 7 exons. The record is from RefSeq and is a predicted model, not a curated record. NCBI's taxonomy places the organism in Eukaryota, Metazoa, Arthropoda, Insecta, Coleoptera, Tenebrionidae. Gene Ontology annotation, molecular function: protein binding. Bases 114 to 1613 code for a protein of 499 amino acids.